Messenger RNA from Hordeum vulgare subsp. vulgare (domesticated barley), 1814 nucleotides. RefSeq names its product CBL-interacting protein kinase 30-like. Lineage: Eukaryota; Viridiplantae; Streptophyta; Magnoliopsida; Poales; Poaceae. The record is from RefSeq and is a predicted model, not a curated record. The coding region runs from base 99 to 1535 and encodes 478 amino acids. Gene Ontology annotation, biological process: signal transduction; protein phosphorylation. Gene Ontology annotation, molecular function: protein kinase activity; ATP binding. The transcript has 2 exons.
UACGCCGGGGUAGAGUCUUCGUCCGGCCGUUUGCCCAGCAGGACCCUCGCUCAUGAUCACAUUAUAGAGAAAAACAUUCUGCUUUCUCCCCCAUCGCCAUGGCCAUGGAGAAGAACCAAGAUUCCAAAGUGAUCAUGGGUCGGUACAGGCUGGGGCAUCUUCUAGGCCGUGGCAGCUUCGCCAAGGUUUACAAGGCCCAUAACAUCUCCACCGGCGAGGUCGUGGCCAUCAAGGUGUUCGACAAGGAGGCCGUGCGACAGUCCGGCACGGUGGAGCAGGUGAAGCGCGAGGUGGACGUGAUGCGGCGGGUGCACCACCCCAACGUCGUCCGCCUCCACGAGGUGAUGGCCACGCGCUCCAGGAUCUACUUCGUCAUGGAGUACGCCAGCGGCGGCGAGCUCUUCGCUCGCCUCGCCCAGAGCACGCGCUUCCCGGAGCCCGUCGCUCGCCGCUACUUUCAGCAGCUGGUCACGGCCGUCGAGUUCUGCCACAGCCGUGGCGUCUACCACCGCGACCUCAAGCCCGAGAACCUCCUCCUCGACGCGGACGGCAACCUUAAGGUCUCCGACUUCGGGCUCAGCGCGCUCGCGGACGCCGCCGCCUCCCGCCAUGGCGGUGACGCCCUCUUGCACACCACGUGCGGCACGCCGUCGUACGUCGCUCCCGAGGUGAUCCUGAAGCGUGGCUAUGACGGCGCAAAGGCGGACGUCUGGUCGUGCGGCGUCAUCCUCUUCGUGCUCCUGGCAGGCCGCCUCCCUUUCCACGACACCAACCUCAUGCUCCUGUACAAGAGGAUCGCACGGAGCGACUACAAGUGCCCCGCAUGGUUCUCCCUCGACGCGCGCAAGCUCCUUGCCCGGCUGCUCGACCCGAACCCCAACACCCGGAUCACCAUCACCAAGCUCAUGGCCCGGACCUGGUUCCGGAAAGACCCCUGCCCCCUCGACGACAAGCCCCUCGACACGAGCGAAACGGCGGUGUUCCUCGGCGAGGAAGCCAGUGGACAUCACGACGACAACCAACCGGAGGGCGCCGCCCGGAAGAGGAAGAGAUCCAAGGUGACCGCGUCGUCGCCAGCCAUCAACGUGAGGCCAUCGAGCAUGAACGCCUUCGACAUCAUCUCGCGCUCCAGCGUGCUUGACCUGGCCAAGAUGUUCGACGCGGAGGACAAGACGUCGGAGGCCCGGUUCUCCACCAAGGAGACCACGACGGCGAUCGUGUCCAAGCUUGGGGAGAUCGCGGAGGCGGGGAGGUUCAGCUUUAAGCUCAACAAGGAGAAGGGGAGAGUGGAGCUGGAGGGGAGCCAGGACGGCCGGAACGGGGCGCUGGCGUUGGAGGCGGAGAUCUUCGAGGUGGCGCCGUCGGUGCACGUGGUGGAGAUGAGGAAGACGGGCGGCGACUCGCUGGAGUUCCACGACUUCUACAAGCAGGAGCUUAAGCCGUCGCUGGGCGAUAUCGUGUGGGCGUGGGAGGGAGGUGACUCGCCGCCACCAACGCUUACGCCGGCGGUGCCUAGGCCAAACACGAAUUCCUGAUUCACCAUCGCGCUUGGCAUUUUCGGCGUGCCAAUCCUUGCGUGACGCUUGUGUAAUUGAUCUGGCCUCUGCCUUGAUCGGACGAUCGCCAUGCCUCUGUCGGGGUUUUUGAAAACGUGAAUCAGCAUAGAAACGGAGUGCGUUUGCUGUGCUGUUCUGUCACCACUAUAGGAACCGCGGAGACACUGGGCCUAAUUAAUCACUAAACAAACAAGGGAGCACAUGUUUUUAACCGGGUUAAUCCCUUUCAAUUUAAACAAACGAAAUAUAGUACAUUAA